This is a messenger RNA of Spirometra erinaceieuropaei, 7027 nucleotides long. NCBI's taxonomy places the organism in Eukaryota, Metazoa, Platyhelminthes, Cestoda, Diphyllobothriidea, Diphyllobothriidae. The record is from the annotation of a GenBank genome assembly.
AUGGGUCAUAAGCACUUCAUCGAACAGAAGUUCAUCAAUGCCUCGCCACCAGUAUCAAUCUCUCCGCAUUCUCUGUCGUCCCUCCUUGCUGCUAUUAUGACUUGGCCGACUUCGGCCCGGUAAUUAGCUGCCUGUUUGUGACCUUUGUUACCCAUACGGAGCUUGUUUGCUUCGGGAAGCCAGUGGAUUGGUGUGCGAUCAUUCCUCAGUGAAUGUAUAUAUAUAUAUAUACUGGAAGAUGGGCAUCCCAAGAAACAAUUCGAAGAAGAAUGAGUCCUUUGGGAAAAUGAACAAACUUUAUUUCGUAAAUUUUCGAGUCCGGUUCCCCAGCUCGUCUUCAGACGUGUAGUAAGUAUGAAGAAACAGUCAAAAUUUAAACAAUGCCGAAAAAAUCGAUAUUGCUCUGUCAUGGCUGAGGAUGGGUUAAUGCUCUGGACUGAUGUCACGCCUUGAUUGGUUAUUGCCUUUUCCAUUUUUCUGAGAUUUGUGUACAUGGUAUCAAGGUCGAUGCGUCGAUUGAUGCAUGAAUCAUCAGAGUGAAUGGCCUCUAGGAAUUCUCGGCCUUUCUUAUAUGGGCAGGAACCGACAAUGCGUGUUUUAUCCCAAGCGAAUUUGUGCCCAGUUUCAAGAGUAUGCAUGGCGACUUGGGAUAAGUGGUCCCGCCUCUUCACUGCCAAUUGGUGUUCAUUUAGGCGUGUAUAUAUAUAGGUAUAUAUAUAUGUAUAUACAAUCAUGGUUCCCGAGAUCGCCUCUUCUUCUCAUAUGUAUAUAUAUAUAUAACGUUAGGGGGCGCUCACCGAUCGUUCAUACGGAACUCACUCGUUACGUUGUGCCUUAAGGGCUCUCUCUCGAGCCCAACCAGCAGCGGCGCAUGUCUUUGUCGGUAAUAUCAUUCUGCCUAUAUAUCAUGCGCCGCUGCGCGGCUGCUGGUUGAGCUCGAGAGAGAGCCCUUAAGGCACAACGGAACGAGUGAGUUCCGUAUGAACGAUCGGUGAGCGCCCCCUAACAUUGUAUAUUCCCGAUCGAAAACCGACAGGGCAACGGGCUCGUGGCCCGGUGAGUAGAGGGGUUGACUUCUAAACCAACAGGUCGCGAGUUCGAGGUUCGGGUGUUCCACACUUCGGGCUUGGGUAUGGCUGGCUGACGACGGUUAAUAAGCCAGAAAUGGCCAUUCCAGUCUCCCUUGUCUUUGUCGGUAAUAUCAUUCUGCAUGUAUAUAUAUGUAUAUGUAUGUAUAUAUAUAGAUAAACUGUCUGUAAACUGCUAAAUGGAAACAGCGUGCCGAGCAUAUAAGACUCAGGGAGUGUCACCGAAACUUUCCAAAACUCCUGACAAAUAGCUCAUUUUACAGAUCCAUUUUCGACCAAUUAAAUGCUUCACAUUCCGGUUAUAUCUUCGAUAUGAACUCGAAAUGUUGAAUUUAUUUUAGGCAACAGAGAACAAAAUCGCCUCUGUAAUCACCAUCCUGUAAUUUUAUGCCUGUUUCUAAUUUCUCUAGCAAAAAGUCUGGGAUGAUGAUUUCGGCGAACACCCACUCAGAUUUACCAGUUAAAAACUGGGUGCUGUACAAAUAUUCAGCAAAUGCUAUUUUUUAGAUUUUCACUUCCAGGCUUUCUUGGAAACAUUAGAAAUAGCAUUCGUUUUGCUCAGUUUUGGUAAAACAUUGGCUGAUGCAGUCUUUCGUUAUUUAUUACAUAACCGACGUCAAAUGGCUGGUGUACGCCUGAUCUCUUUGAAUAUUCCGCGAAACGUUUUUACUAAGAAAAGAAGUUGACAUCAGACGUUUAGACCGAUCUACUUGACUCUCAAACAGUGUACAAGCGGAAAAAAUCACUGUAGAUGAUUUAUUUUCAAGUUUAAGUAUUCAAGCUACCUAUGAAAAAUAAAUGUACGCACUUUCUAGAGUAGUGAAUUCAAUGUUAAAGGAAGACCUGUCAUUCCUGAUUCUUAUUCUGUAUAUUGACACCGGCAGUUAGAAAAACCUUCUAGGUAAAAGAACUGGCUAUCAUUACAAAUCAUGCACCUAAUAGACGUUCACAACAACAAUUAAAUUAGUAGGAUUUCUAACAGAACAUGGAUUAAGGAUAUAGUCAUACGUCAAUAGAUUAUAUAUUGGAGGUUCAGCUCGUUGUAAUCCAUUUACGAUUCUGAUUUUUAAAAAAAUAUUUUGUUAUACCUAAGGACAUGUAUUAAAUAUUGUCACCAGGUUGCUCAGAAGUCUGACAAUUUUUUUAUUAUUUACACUACAUAAAACCAACAUUUUAACAAACAUGCUUACAGUCCUGAUGAGGAGAGACUUUUGUUUGUUUCCUCAAAUCUCGAGUACGUCAUUGUGAAUGAUUCAGCAGGACAAGCGAAAAAUUCUGCUCGCCUUUGUAUGUUGACCUCAGCCAAACUUAACAAUGUUCACAUCAACAAGGCCUGCAACAAUAGAUGCGCAGAGUGUUAGACCGUUCGGGACAAGGUUGACUGCUUCAGUAACAGUUAGUAAUUAAGUAGUUAUCACUGUAACCAAAUUUUCACUCUCAAUAGGUGCAUAUAUCUUUGCCCAACGUUUCUGCUACGGGAUCAGGCGGAUACUCUAGGCACCUUUCUCCCCCAGAUCAGAAGAUCAAACGUCAUAUGGCGGAUUGCAUGAGAAAAUAAGCCAGGAUGUUCACAAUUAGGGCAAAAUCAAUAUUAUCAAGUGUCCAUAUGUUCUUGCUUUGAGACAGGUCCAAUCUGUUGAUUGACUGGCAUGUGCCUUUUUCGCAUUUACACACGCUAUCUACUAAGCUAAUGUUGUCUCAGAUAUGGGGAUGUUUGUGCAUCAACUGAUCCAACUUGAGCAGUUCCAAGAAGUCAGGUAAAUUAUCUGUAGAUGAGAUAUUUUUGAUAUAUUUGCUUCUAGAAAGUAAUACUGUGGUCGACUUUUAUUACUGAAAGAUUUCCUGCUAGCCAAAAGCUAGUACCUGUGCUGUUAGUAUGGUAUCACCUUACCCUACAGUAUACUACUAGUUGCCUGUCGGCAGUUAAGGAAUAUUACGUGGUUACCUGCCGUGGCUGAUUGACUUUGGCCCAAAUAUUCGGGUAUAAAAUUCUCGGUCUGAGCCUAUAGACCUUGAAUAAACUGCACUACUCCAACUUCGUAGAUAAUUUCUCAGGAAAUUAAAAAGCGACAAUACUUAAGCCAAAGACAGCCUUAUUAUUCUCCUAUCCACCAAGGCCGUAUCCGACUUCAUUAAAUUUAAUGUUAUCCAAACUGAGAACUUUAAUAAGAAAAUAACCCAGCAUUAUCGGGCAAAACAUUCAUAAAGCACAAGGUUGUUAGAACGCACAAAAUAUUUAGAUUUCAAAUGCAGAAGUGCUUCAUUUGCUCUUAUUAUUAAGAUGAUUUUUCGUUGCUGCAAGGUCGUAGAAGGACCUUAUUUCAUUUGUAUCAGGAAGACCUAUAUUAAAUUAACCUUGUCCCUGACUUGUGGAUUUGAAAGAGGUCCUAUUGGCCAAAAGUCCCCAGGGCUUGCUGACGUCGCUGAAAUAACUGGCCAAGAAGUAUUUGAGACUCGCAUUGCUCUUCAUAUUCAUAUCACAUGAUCAAAAACACACAAGAGAUGGCUAUAAAUUUCUAAACUGGCCUUCUAAUAAAAUAAACUAAUCUUGUUGCAUUUAUGAAUGUCAGGCAUUUCUUGGAGGUGGUUUCUAUACCUGGAUAUUCAGUAAAUUCUGGUAGAAAAUUUCCGACUUGUGUUGAUGGUGGCAGUCGUUACUUUAUCACUAUUGAAGGUGUUUUUGUGUCGUUCUUAAACGUUUACAACAAUUAAGCUAGCUUCAAAGUAUAAAGUUACCUCAAAAACGUCUUUGUCUUGAAAUUCACAAUUUGCAGUGUUCUGUUUUUUGCGGACAGAAGCAAACAGCGAGUUCCUGAAAGCAGUUCAGAAUGAGAUUAUACGAUUGCUGAAGCAAGAAGUUUAUUGGUCUGGCGUUUCGGAUUUUCACUCGAAAUCAUCAACAGAGACAGCCGCAGAUAAGUGUACUGGAAGCACAAUGAAUGCCGUAUCCAUAGGAGGCAGUUGCUAUGACGACGCAUGCUUAAAAUAACUAACAAUAUCCACAUGAAGAAGGAGACACGAUCGCUGGGAGAACUUUACUCGUCUAACGUUUCGGAUUCUUGCUCGAACCCAGCAUCAGAGACAGUAGCAGAUACGGUCUCUGAUGAUUAGUUUGAGUAGGGGUCCGAAACGUCAGACGAAUAAAGUUUUUGUCCCAGCAAUCGUGCCUCCUCGGCUGCUUUCUGGGAUUCGUAUCUUCGCUUCGCCACGUUCAUCGCUGAGACCUGCACCUGACGUGAUAGUAGCUUGUUAGUCCGUACCCCGCUGCAAACCACCGUGAUUUCAUUGUCAUGGUUGGCUUUUGAUGUGAUUAAAACUCAGCCAUUUAGCUCCCCCAUUGUCUCUGCGUGAAUAAUUGCUUUGUUUAGGAAUGACGCAAGCUCUUGGGUUGCGGCCCUAUCCACAAGUGCGAAGGAGGGUGGGGUGACGAACAAAUUGCCUAGUCGGUAUCACGAUAAUAACCCACAGCGGUGACUACAUUUCGGUAAUUAACGACUCGGUUGCGGAAUAACAAACCAUCGAUAGAAGCGAACAGACCAGUUACAGGAAGCAGACCUUUAUCUGCAACCGUCUCUGAUGAUGGAUUUGAGUGAAAAUCCCAAACGUCAGGCCAAUAAACGGCAAGAUGUGGUUUGGUAGCCCCACCUGAUGGACACAAUACGGCUAGAGAUGGGGUUUAAGCGUUAGGGUCAGGGAUUAGGCUUAUGGGUUAUGGUUAGGGGAUAGGGUUGGGGUUACUGGUUAAAGCAACUAUUUCUCAAUCAUUCACGGUAAAACUGCGCAUUCUAAAUAGCUUUCCUUCUGCAUUCAAUUACUUGACCUCGUCGCUUGUGCGUUCCCGGACCCACCUGUAAAAACCUCUAUUACCACCGGUCACGCACUAGAGGUAAUUGGGGUUUAUUCACUUCAGGUGGAGCUAAAUAAACACAUCCAAUCAGCUUCUUGUUCCAGUGAUCGCAUCUUCCUGACAAACCAUCAUCAUAUCAAUUACGAUUCCCUAUGGAUGAAUGCCGGUGCUGUUAAUCAUACUAGGCAAGUGGUCGCGCGACAGUUGUAUCUCUUAUAAAUACUCCACUCAUUGUGCCCCCAUUACAUUGCUGAAGUAUUCGAGUCGCGACGGCGCAAAUAUCAUGUGUGUGUGUGUGUGUGUGUGUGUGUGUGUGUGUGUGUGUGUGUGUGUGCCCUCAAAACGGGCCACGUGAUAGAUGCGCUGGACCAACACGGGGGCCACAUCGGACUUUGGCAGGCGUUAUCUGUGCGCAAUAACAAAUGCCAACAUUCCCGGGGUGCGCUGGCGGACCCUGUUGUCGGCAUUCGUCGCUCAACUGGACCACUGCCUCCACCCCAUUGUUUUUGUGGUCAAAAUCCUGGUCUUGGUGUGUGGACCAGGGGUGCGGAGUGGAGCGCCAAGGCGAAGAUCCGUCCGAGCCAUCCACCUGCGGCCUCCCCCGUCUCCGGUCUUCUUGACUCUGUCUUGACACCGGGCCCAGGCGGGGGAGGAGGAGAGAGUGUAGGUAGAUGCUACGCAAGUCUACUGGCACUAUAAACCCCUGCGUAAGUCACCGUCCCUGCUCCCACUUGCCUUGGGGCACACGGUGGACAUCGUCGAAAUCGACGGUCGAACUGUCGUGUGUGUGUGUGUGUGUGUGUGUGUGUGUGUGUAGGGGGGGGACCACGCUGUCUGUAGGCUGGCCGUGGCCGCAGACAAAAAACACACGGUCGAAACAGCCAAAAUCGAAACAACAACAACAACAAUCACUCUCUUCCUCUUCCAGCCUAUUCUUCUUCUUCUCCUACUCCUACUUUUCGCCGCCGCAGUCGCCAGACUGGCAGGGUGAGCCCGCUCACUCUGGCAGCCUGGAAUGUUCGUCCCCUUCUAGAAAAUCCGAGGAGCAACCGACCGGAACGGAGGACGGCGCUAGUGGCACGAGAACUGGCGCGGUACAAGGUGGACAGCGCCGCACUCAGCGAGACCCGAUUCUCCGAACAAGGCCAACUGGAGGAGGUGGGUGUCGGUUACACCGUCUUCUGGAGUGGUCGACCCAGGACAGCAACGUGACGCGGGUGUCGCCUUUGCCAUCCGGACCGACAUCGUGGGACGACUGCCCUGUCUGCCGCAGGAAAUCAACGAUCGCCUAAUGAGUCUCCGCUUGCCUCUCCGGCGAGGAGGCAAGUUCGCCACCAUCAUCAGCGCCUACGCUCCGCCGAUGAGCAGCCCCGACGCCGCCGCAAGAGACAAGUUCUACGAGGACCUGCACGCCCUCUUGGCGACUGUGUCGAAGGCGGACAAGUUGAUUGUCCUUGGUGACUUCAACGCCCGCGUCGGCACAGACCAUACUGCCUGGAGAGGAGUGCUGGGUCCCCAUGGUCUCCGCGGCUCCAACGACAAUGGUCUGCUGCUGCUCCGCACCUGCGCAGAACACCGCCUCAUCCUGACGAACACGCUCUUCUGUCUGCCGGAGCGAGAGAAGGCCACCUGGAGGCAUCCUCGGUCGCGUCAGUGGCACCUGCUGGACUAUGUCCUCGUCCGGAGGCGAGAUCAGCGGGACGUGCUGGUGACGAAGGCGAUCGCGGGUGCUGAUGGGUGGACCCACCAUCGCCUCGUCAUCUCGAAGAUGCGUAUUCGCCUUCAGCCUCGCAGGAGACCACAAGGUAAGCGACUCCCAGGUAAGCUGAAUGUUGCUUUGCUGUCUUUGCCCGCUCAUCAUCUUCAUUUCAGCAACGAGCUAGCUCAACGGCUAGACAACCUCCCCAUCGCCGAUGCCGCCGCUGCCGAGAACGCCUCCGAGGAGAACCGCUGGUGUCAACUGCGAGACACGGUUCAGUCGACGGCGCUCGCCGUCCUCGGUCGCGCUCCCCGCCAACACCAGGACUGGUUCGACGACAACGACGCCGAAAUCUGCUUGCUGAGAAGAACUGCCUACACUAAGCCUACGUAG